AUGCCUUACGUUACGUGGAUGAGAACAUCUACAGAACCUUCGCCCAAGCAAACAACGGACGUGUGGCAGGUGUCGCGAUUAAAUACUGAACAAGACAAAUCAACAGUCUACAACGCCGAAACAGCUACAAUCAACGAAUACGCCACCUUCAGUGACCUCCUCCUGGACCUAGGGUUCCAGUACAAAGACAAGCAUGACGUAUGGGAAGACGAGGAACUGGAAGCAGCAAACGAAGAUCCAAGCCAUACGCAUUCGCCAAAAGAACAAUUCGCCUGUAACUCUGUUGGCUAUCGAUCACCCUCAGAUAUGGUUCCUCGGCCAACCGAGCCCAACAAGGUCUCUUACACCGGGUUUCCCGACAUCGUCCAGCUGCUGGCUCACUCGACCGGGUUCGCGGCCCUCUCUUCGACGGGGGAGGUGUACACGUGGGGCGAUGAGAGAUAUGAAGGAUGCUUGGGGAGGGAGGUUACUGAUGAGUGUCCAGCCUACUACCCCCUCCCCGUCCCCCUCCUCUCCAACCUCCCCACCGGUCCCAUCCGGCACCUCUCCAUCGGCCACACCUCCUCCAUGCUCGCCUGCCUGACAGCCGGCAACGACCUCUACGUCUGGGGCGAUCCCAGGCGUUUACCCGCUUCUCUCCAAACCCUCUUCUUCGAACACGACAGCUGCGACAACAACUUGAACGACCAAGACGGUCCGAUCCCAGUGGUGAUCACCGACACCAAGGGGAACGAGGUGGACGGUAUCGUGGACGUAGCUAUAGGCACGAAUCACAUGAUUGCGCUGACGGACCAGGGGGAGGUGUAUGUGAUUGGGGAGAACUGGUGUGGCCAGCUGGGGCUGGGAGAGGAGAUUGAGUGCGUUAUGAAGUGGGAGAAGGUGCCUUUGUCGCUGGAUGGGAAGGUUGUCAAGUCGGUUGCGGCAGGGCCGUGGACGAGUUUCUUGAUUGUUGGUGAGGACAAGAAGUAA
Molecule: messenger RNA, 969 nt
Organism: Sordaria macrospora k-hell
Lineage: Eukaryota; Fungi; Ascomycota; Sordariomycetes; Sordariales; Sordariaceae
Source: RefSeq, a predicted model, not a curated record